This is a messenger RNA of Sesamum indicum (sesame), 2420 nucleotides long. It is a transcript of the gene ABCG14, whose product is annotated as ATP-binding cassette 14. Gene Ontology annotation, molecular function: ATP binding; ABC-type transporter activity; ATP hydrolysis activity. NCBI's taxonomy places the organism in Eukaryota, Viridiplantae, Streptophyta, Magnoliopsida, Lamiales, Pedaliaceae. The record is from RefSeq and is a predicted model, not a curated record. Gene Ontology annotation, biological process: transmembrane transport. Gene Ontology annotation, cellular component: plasma membrane.
AGGUGGGAUCCCACCUGAGGGGAAAGGCACACAUAUCACAGACACUUUAAUUCUAUGUGAGAUCCUUUGUUUCUCAGUCUUUGCUUAUAUAUUCGUAUCGCCUAAUUCAUUUGCAACCAUAAGUUAAAAGCAACAACUCUUUAACGUCUCCAUUCUCUGUCAGUCACUACCACCAUACCACGACACCAAAAUCAGUUACAUUUGGCCAUGCCCCUCGGUUCUGUGGCUCCUAAACUGGAAAAUGAUGUCGAUGGCACUGUACUUGCUAACAGCACGCCACAUAGGCCGGAGUCUUGUGAUACAGCUCUGGCUUACCCUGUGCAGAACAGUUCCAGGUCCUUUCUACAAAGAACGUUGUAUCCCAUAACUUUAAAGUUUGAAGAGAUUGUCUACAAGGUAUAUUAUGAAAGAAAAAGAAGUUGUGGAGGGACAUCAACAAGCGCUAAAGAGAAAACAAUACUCAACGGGAUCACGGGCAUGGUUUCUCCAGGAGAGAUAUUGGCGAUGCUAGGUCCAUCAGGCAGUGGGAAAACCACCCUCCUCACAGCUCUUGGAGGCCGUCUCUCUGGAAAGUUAUCAGGAAAGAUCACUUACAAUGGCCAGCCAUUUUCAGGCUCUAUCAAACGCCGAACAGGAUUUGUUGCACAGGAUGAUGUCUUAUAUCCACAUCUAACCGUGUUUGAAACUCUUUUAUUUACCGCACUGCUAAGGCUUCCGAAGAGCUUGUCCAAAGACGAAAAAGCACAGCAUGUAGAGAAUGUUAUAGCGGAAUUGGGAUUAACUAGGUGCCAUAACAGCAUGAUAGGAGGGCCUCUGUUCAGGGGAAUAUCAGGUGGAGAGAAGAAGAGGGUUAGCAUAGGUCAAGAAAUGCUAAUCAACCCAAGUUUACUGUUGCUAGACGAGCCCACCUCCGGUCUUGAUUCGACCACAGCUCAACGGAUCUUAAACACAGUUAAAGGGCUGGCUAGUGGAGGUCGAACCAUUAUAACCACCAUUCAUCAGCCAUCAAGCCGGCUCUACCAUAUGUUCGACAAGGUGGUCUUGCUCUCUGAAGGCUGUCCGAUCUACUAUGGUCUUGCAUCAGCUGCCUUGGAAUAUUUCUCUUCCAUUGGAUUUUCAACAUCUGUUGCUGUCAAUCCUGCUGAUCUCUUGCUUGAUCUUGCUAACGGAAUUGGACCUGAUUUCCAGCAUGCUAACGACCACAAGGACAACAUCAAACAAGAUCCUGUAUCUGUGAGAGAAUUUCUCAUCUCUGCCUACGACAAGAAUAUUUCUACAGGACUGAAAUCUGAGUUGUGCAGUGCAGAUGUCAAUUACACAAAGGAAAGUUCUACAAGAAAUGAUGUGAAAUCAGAGAAAUGGUGCACAACUUGGUGGCAUCAAUUUAAGAUCCUGCUCUUACGCGGACUGCGGGAGCGAAGAUUUGAAGCGUUCAACAGAUUAAGAAUCUUCCAAGUCCUAAGUGUGGCAAUACUUGGCGGGCUUCUUUGGUGGCACACUCCCUCAUCUCACAUUGAUGACCGCAUUGCGAUGUUGUUCUUUUUCUCAGUGUUCUGGGGCUUCUACCCACUUUACAAUGCUGUUUUUACUUUUCCCCAAGAAAGAAACAUGCUAAUCAAGGAAAGGUCAUCCGGCAUGUACCGCCUCUCAUCCUACUUUCUAGCCAGAACGGUGGGAGAUCUUCCUCUGGAGCUAGCACUCCCAACAGCAUUUACGUUCAUCUUUUACUGGAUGGGCGGCCUUAAACCGGACCCAGCCACCUUUAUCCUCUCCCUUCUAGUUGUUCUUUUCAGUGUCCUUGUUUCCCAGAGUCUUGGCUUGGCUUUUGGCGCCCUACUAAUGGACGUCAAACAAGCUGCAACUUUAGCCUCAGUAACAACCAUGGUCUUCCUUAUUGCCGGAGGAUACUAUGUUAGACACAUCCCCCCAUUCAUAGCCUGGUUAAGAUAUCUGAGCUACAGCUACUAUUGUUACAGACUUCUUCUUGGGAUUCAAUACAAUGAGAAUGACUACUAUGAGUGUGCAAAGGGAGCUUAUUGCCGAGUUGCAGAUUAUCCUCCCAUCAAGGCGGUCGGUUUAAGCCAUUUGUGGAUAGAUAUCUCCAUCAUGAUGCUGAUGCUCGUGGGCUACCGUUUUAUCGCAUACCUAGCUCUACACCGGGUGAGAUGAAUGAUAACUAUUGACCUGGAGAAACAAGCUUAACAAGUUCCCUUUUUCUUCCACUGAGUAAUAAUGUUAGUUUAGGCAAAUGCCCACAGCCAGGUUUUGAUCAUAGACAACUAAUAAGUUCAAUGUAGUACCCUCUGGCAGUGGUCUAUAUAAAUCUGAUUCAGGAAAAGUUUGGUGCUUUGUAGCAUAUAUCCUUAGCAUCCAUAACAGAGAUGUGCAUGUAUAAGAAAAUAGCACUGAACAAUUAUUAU